AUGUCUUCGGAUGACUCUAAAUUAAAUGCUGAUUCUGGAUCACGUCAUGGUUCCGGCUCUGGCUCAGACAUAAAGCUUCCACCAAUCUCUUUUUUAUCCGGACAUGGGAGACCACAUAACAAAUUACCCUCCGCUUCGAAUAUGGGAAUAUCUUCAUAUUUGUCACAUCAUUCGGGAAGCUAUUCGAGUCAAUCGCCAGAUCCUAAUGAUGAACACGCAAAUAAAAAAGCUAAAUUAGAAGAUGCUAACGCGGAGCUGCAUUCUCAUAACAAAAAUACUCAAAAAUCGGCAUUGCUAGGUCUUUAUAAUGCUGCUAACAUGUCACCAAAUGCGCAAGUCACUCCUAUUAACGAAACAAAAGUUCACGAUAGAGGUUCAGAACAACAGUCCCGAGCGUUUUCCAAUUCGUUUCAUCAUGCACAUAAUAAUCAAGCACACAAUACUCCGUCGGACAUUCUUCCACAUACCCAUACGAAUCCUCAUCACCAUCACCAUCAUCACCAUCAUCAUCAUGUACAUCGCAAUUCUCCUGGUGAGUCGUCGCCAAAUGGCAUUCCACAUAUACAUGAUGGAAACCAUGUUCAAGCUUUGGCAAGAGGUGAAGAAGAUACACCAGAAGCGAAACAAAGAGAUGUAACACAAAAUUCAGAGAACAGAAUAGAUCCACAUCGUUCUCAUGAGAUUAAAAAAGAGGAGGAUAUUACAACAGAGAAAUCGGAAUUCAAUUCAAGAAAGGCGGACGGCAAUGAGCAGGUACCGAACCUUGAGAAAAAUCAGCCAGAACAACAUGAUGAAGACAAGACAAAUGACUCUCAAAUAGCUAAUGAUAUCACUGAAUCCAGUGAGAAUGCGGUUGAAAUAGCGCCAAAGAGUUCACAAAGAAUAAAAUCUAAACGAGUUAGCAUUGACAAGUCACAGUUGCUUGAAAUAUUAAAAGAGCUUUUCCCACACCGCCAUAACUUAGGUACAUUAGUGUACAAUCCCACAACCACUUGGUCAACGUUACAAACUGCACAGUUGACAGGAUUAAAACCUGAACAUCAUGAACGCUUUCAGCAACUAAAGGAAGAUUAUGAAGAUAAACUUAAAGAAGAAUAUUUCAGAAAUAACUUUAAAUACAUACCUAUGAUUCCACCGCUUUCAAACGACUACAUCAAUUAUUUGCUUGAAAUUAAGAUUCCUUACAAGUUUAUUAAAUUAUUCAAGGAAGAUCUAGAUGAUGGCAAUAUACCCCUCAAACGCCAAAUAUGGGGUGGUGCCAGCGGUAUAUAUACCGAUGACUCUGAUAUUUUGUUAGUUCUUACUCAUUUAGGUCUUUUCAGCGGAAACGUGGAUUUGACCGAGUGGAAUGAAAAAUGGACGUCCGACGAUAUUAUAACUCCUCUUGAUGCUAAGAAUGAUGCUAGCGAGAUACACGGCGACUUGUCUGUGACAAUUUUGUUGUUACCUCCAUUACCGGAAUAUCAUGGAUAUUAUGCGAACGGUAUUAAUUCGAAACCUUGGAUCCGUUACAAUAAGCAUAAUGGAUUGUCAUAUGCGGUCUAUGACGUCAAGUGGGAAGGCUACGGGAGCUAUUUACGUGAUAAAACGUUAUUUAAAAGAUAUCAAACCGAAUUAUAUGAAGAUAUAGAAACAACUAAAGAGGAAUUAUCGACAAAAAAAGGCUGGAGCUUUAAUUUUGCGUAUUACAAAAAGCUCAAGCAUAAGUUCGAAACCUUGGAUAAGCAAACCCCUGAAAAAAGUAUUAAGGAUUUAAAUACUGACAAUAGUUAA
This is a messenger RNA of Debaryomyces fabryi, 1773 nucleotides long. RefSeq names its product Rxt3p (gene RXT3). NCBI's taxonomy places the organism in Eukaryota, Fungi, Ascomycota, Pichiomycetes, Serinales, Debaryomycetaceae. The record is from RefSeq and is a predicted model, not a curated record. The coding region runs from base 1 to 1773 and encodes 590 amino acids. The transcript has a single exon.